UUCCAGCUGUUUUUCAAUAUUUUCUAUUUACAAUAAUAACAUUAAAAUUCACUAGUCAGUUAGUUAUGAAGACAAACUCUUCAGUGUCGAUUCUUCCGAAGAAAUGUCGAUCCAGGACGAAGGGCUCCAGGUGCUACGCUCUGCCCCGGAAACAGGAGGAGAGAAUCAAGACUGGGCUUAGAUACAACAACCCAGCAGCGAUGGUGGUGUGGGCGAUCACCCGCAUCCCCGCCUCUGAGAAGGGGGUCACCGGCCGUCGGCUGAUAAACUUUAUGAAGCGUCACUACGAGGCCACUAACGACCCCGGCGGCACUGGAAAAAGUUUAGGAGCGUUGCUGCGCUAUGCAGUGACCUUCGGCCUCCUUGCUAAACGCGGGAAUAAAUACUUUUUGGCGGUUAAAUAUACGUAAAAAGUGUUUUUGUGUUUUUUGUACUUUUUUGAGUUUUGUUAUUUAUUUAUUGUUAUUAUACCUAUUUAAAAUCA
This is a messenger RNA of Plutella xylostella (diamondback moth), 484 nucleotides long. RefSeq lists its product as uncharacterized. The record is from RefSeq and is a predicted model, not a curated record. NCBI's taxonomy places the organism in Eukaryota, Metazoa, Arthropoda, Insecta, Lepidoptera, Plutellidae.